Messenger RNA from Filobasidium floriforme, 1733 nucleotides. Its product is annotated as tubulin-tyrosine ligase family-domain-containing protein. Gene Ontology annotation, biological process: protein modification process. The record is from RefSeq and is a predicted model, not a curated record. The coding region runs from base 48 to 1637 and encodes 529 amino acids. NCBI's taxonomy places the organism in Eukaryota, Fungi, Basidiomycota, Tremellomycetes, Filobasidiales, Filobasidiaceae. Gene Ontology annotation, cellular component: P-body. The transcript has 7 exons.
CCUAAAUCUCUUCAUACAGGUCACUCAGAACAUAAGUAGCUGAAGCAAUGAUCGUACCUCAAGACACAAGCAAGCGCCUCACGGCGUUCGUAAACUUCCCCUCGCAGUACACCCAAAACCUCCUACUCUCCGCUCUCACAUCGACCCUCCCAUCACUAGCGAUAACGACCCACCCAGCCGAAUCCACCGAAGAAUGCCCUCAACUUCAAUGGGCAGACUACGAUCUGCUAUACAUUGACGAUAUCAUGUCACAUCCUCAAGAUCGCCUGAUCUCGAGCUACAUCUACCGGAAGACGUUGAUCAGGAAGCACAUGCUACAUAACUCUAUACAGGAAUACCUGGCUAAACAGCGUCAUCGGGGCGUUCCUAGUCUUUUGGAGAAGAGCAUACCGAGAGGAUGGGUCAUUGAUAUUCAGUUUGCGGACGAGUUGGACGAGUUGAUGAUGGAUGAGCUGUAUGACUUGAAGGAUGAUCUGGAUGCGAAUUUAGAGGUCGAGGAUGUUUCGAAACGCAAAUGGUUCAUACUCAAACCUGGAAUGUCGGAUAAAGCACAAGGAAUCCGGAUGUUCUCGACCGAAGAAGAGCUGGUAUCCAUCUUCGAAGGCUUCGAACCAGAAAUUGACGACGAAGAAGAUGAAGAUAGCGACGACGAGAACGAAGCAGAGAACGCCGAAGAAGAAGGCCUUACGGAGGAAGAACGUCAACGGAUAGAGAAACUGGCCAUACAAGAUUUCCCCGACGACGAGCCUUUCGAACCAGAACCGACCACACCAAUGGGGAAGACGGAUUCCGGAUCGGAUGAUGAUGAUCUGGAUACGGGCGUACAGACCUCUCAGCUUCGACAUUUCGUCAUCCAGGAAUACGUCCCAAGACCACUGUUGAUUGACCCGAGAGAAGGUCAUUCGAGCUCAUCACAAGCAUUGGAAGGCCACAAAUUCCACCUUCGAGCCUACGUGAUGAUGAGCGGGACGUACAAGCUAUACCUGGCACGGACCAUGCUGGCGCUCUUUUCGGACAAGAAGUUUGCCUUUUCUUCGAAGUCUACUGAGGAGGACGAGAGCGAGUUGGACCUUACUGCCCAUCUGACAAAUACAUGCCUCCAGUCUGAAGCUGCAGGUUCAACCGGUCCGGCGGAAGAACUCGUCAAGCUUUACUGGGAGCUGAAAGGCCAGACGGCGCUGGAUCAGGAAGGUUCGGCUCAGGGGAAGAUUACGGAAGAGUGGCUCGAGUCUACGUUUGAGACCGUGGGCAGAGUUGUGGCUGAGACGGUCACCGCUGCGGUAAAUUGCGGUAGUUUCGGUUUACAACUGCUACCGAAUGCCUUCGAGAUAUUUGGUGUAGAUCUGUUGCUAUCAUUCCCACCAAGUAGCGAACCGAAGGGAACGGACCUACCCGCUCCAACCGUCACGCUCCUAGAAUUCAACGCUUCGCCCGACUUCUUCCAAUCUGGAGAACGUCUGAAGUACGAAUUAGGCAACAUGUUCAAGGACGUUUGCCGACUAGUCAUCGCACCGUUCUUUGAUCUCGAUUUGAUUUCCGACGAAGACGACGAAUCAGAGAGUGACCAACCGAAGACGCCUAGCCAGGCAGACGCAUGGGUGCUCAUCGGCGAAGAAAAGACAAGAGGUGAAUGGUAAUUACUGUAUCGUAUCGUCAUAUUUCGUGUAGAGGGGCGUCACAAGUUGUCAUUAAGUUACAUCGUCAAUUUGAUACCCGCUGCCUUGAACAGCCGC